ACAGAGAUAGAGGUGGGCAGAGGUGUGACUGAGAGGACAGGCAGAGGCAGAGGGACACUCGGAGCCAGCUGGGCUUUUGCCAUUCCCUAUUAUAUUUAGGAAUAUCAAAGAAGGGUGUGUUUGUGUGGGGUUGAGAGGCUGAAGAACUGUCGCGGCAGUUGUUUUUUGUUCGUGCGUAAACUGGAUAGGUUCACAUUCUUAGGAGUUGCGCUUCACUUUCAGACUGAACGGUUUAUUUGGAGGUAGUGUCCCGGGUUUCUUUGCCUCCGCGAGGGUCCCCUGCGGUGCACGGAUUACAAUGCAAAGGGUUUUGGAGGUUUGGGUCACCUUGGUGACAGUCACGGCGCUGACCGAGGGGGUCUUCGGAGGGUACGGGCUGAGCAUGUUUGCCGCGCAGUCCUCCCCGCCGGACCCGUGCUACGACGAGAACGGCAACCCUCGCAGAUGCAUCCCGGACUUCGUCAACUCCGCUUUUGGCAAAGACGUGCGCGUGUCCAGCACCUGCGGCGGCCCCGCCACCAGGUACUGCGUGGUGGCCGAGAAGGAAGAGGAGCGGACGAGGGACUGUCACACGUGCGACGCCGCGGAUCCCAAGAAGUCCCAUCCCCCUGCGUACCUGACGGACCUCAACAACCCGCACAACCUCACCUGCUGGCAGUCCGAAAACUACGCGCAGUACCCGCAGAACGUCACGCUCACCUUGUCGCUUGGCAAGAAGUUCGAGGUCACCUACGUGAGCCUGCAGUUCUGCUCGCCUCGACCCGAGUCGAUGGCCAUCUACAAGUCCAUGGACUACGGCAAGUCGUGGGUGCCGUUUCAGUAUUAUUCCACCCAGUGCAAGAAAAUGUACAACAGGCAGAAUAAGGCCGCGAUAACCAAGCAGAACGAGCAAGAGGCCAUCUGCACGGACUCCCACACGGACAUGCACCCUCUGACCGGCGGCCUCAUCGCCUUCAGCACCCUGGACGGCCGGCCGUCGGCGCACGACUUCGACAACUCCCCGGUGCUGCAGGACUGGGUGACGGCCACCGACAUCAAGGUGAUCUUCAGCCGGCUGCACACGUUCGGCGACGAGAACGAGGACGACUCGGAGCUGGCCCGCGACUCCUACUUUUACGCCGUGUCGGACCUGCAGGUCGGGGGACGGUGCAAGUGCAACGGGCACGCGUCGAAGUGCGUCAAGGACAGAGAGGGGAACCUGGUGUGCGAGUGCAAGCACAACACGGCUGGACCGGAGUGCGACAGGUGCAAGCCGUUCCACUACGACCGGCCGUGGCAGCGCGCCACGGCCCGAGAGGCCAACGAGUGCGUCGUCUGCCACUGCAACCUGCACGCCCGCCGCUGCCGUUUCAACAUGGAGCUGUACAAGCUGUCAGGCCGGAGAAGUGGCGGGGUCUGUCUGAACUGCCGUCACAACACGGCCGGACGCCACUGCCAUUACUGCAAGGAGGGUUACUACAGGGACAUGACCAAGUCCAUCUCUCACCGGAGGGCUUGCAAAGCAUGUGACUGCCAUCCAGUCGGAGCAGCUGGGAAGACGUGCAACCAGACGACGGGCCAAUGCCCCUGCAAAGACGGUGUGACGGGGAUCACCUGUAACCGCUGUGCCAAGGGCUACCAGCAGAGCCGGUCCCCCAUCGCACCCUGCAUCAAGAUUCCAGUCGCAUCUCCGACAGCAACUUACACCAGCUACGAGGAGCCGUCAGACUGCGAGACUCACUGCAAAGCAUCCAAGGGAAAGAUGAAGAUCACGAUGAAGAAGUACUGUAAAAAAGACUACGCUGUCCAAGUGCACGUGCUGAAAGGAGACAAAGCGGGCGAGUGGUGGAAGUUCACCGUCAACAUCAUCUCCGUCUAUAAACAAGGCGAGCACCGCAUCCGCCGCGGCGACCAGCUGCUGUGGGUGCGUGCCAAGGACGUGGCCUGCAAAUGCCCCAAGAUCAAGCCUGGCAGGAAGUACCUGCUCCUGGGUACAGACGACGAUUCCCCCGGGCAGAGCGGAGUGGUGGCGGACAAGGGGAGCCUGCUCAUCCCCUGGAAGGACCUGUGGGGCCGCCGGCUGAGGAAGUUCCAGCAGCGCGACAAGAGGGGGAAGUGCUAAAAGUGUCUGGAGGCGAGCGACAGAUCGAGGGAGGAGGUGGAGGCGAAAACAGCGUCUCCGCUGAGAUGAAUGCGAGGAGGAGAGGAGGAUGAAUGAAAAAAAUAAAAAAUAAACUGGAAGAAUAACAAGAUAGAAAGACACAGGUGAAAAGUAGAGGAGAUGGGGGAAUGACUGAGUGCUGCUGCUCUGAGUUGGAGCGAAGAGAUUAGUGUUUUUUUGGUUGUUGUUUUUUUUCCAGAAGUUUUGUGAAGGAGCUCGUUCUACAGUUGUUCUGUUUCCGUUCGUCUUUCAAGGUUCGUGUAAUUGCAGAGUUUGCACCUAAUGUUGCAGAUACGUCACACCCUGACUAUUUUACCCAUGAUGCCGUUGUUUCAGAUUUUUUUUAAGUCCCUUUGAUUGAGUUGAGUUUUAAGAGCAAUGCAUCUACUGUAUCGCUCUUAGUAUUUGUAAGAGGAUCUGUCUCCACUGUGCCGUGUGAAGCAUCGUCUAGUUGAAUGAAGAGACUUUUUUUUCGUGGCAUUGAGGGACUCCACUCGUGUGUUAUGAGUUGCUCCUGUAACCUGCAACACUUUGGAUAAACUCUGUCAACAGCUAAAAGUGAGAACAACUAAAUUGUGGAUUCCCUCUGUGGGAAACAUAAUGGGUUCCAUCUUCCCUGCUCACGGUGAGGGUCGCCUCAGAAACAACGUGGGUGUGUCGUUGGAGCAAACCACCAUAAUGACCCUCUGCUCACUCUGCAGUAAUGAUCCCGUCUCUG
Cyclopterus lumpus (lumpfish) is the source of this 2858-nucleotide messenger RNA. It is a transcript of the gene ntn1b, whose product is annotated as netrin 1b. Gene Ontology annotation, molecular function: protein binding. Lineage: Eukaryota; Metazoa; Chordata; Actinopteri; Perciformes; Cyclopteridae. The record is from RefSeq and is a predicted model, not a curated record. The coding region runs from base 299 to 2101 and encodes 600 amino acids. The transcript is spliced from 7 exons.